Messenger RNA from Rhopalosiphum padi (bird cherry-oat aphid), 2668 nucleotides. RefSeq names its product ring canal kelch homolog. The record is from RefSeq and is a predicted model, not a curated record. NCBI's taxonomy places the organism in Eukaryota, Metazoa, Arthropoda, Insecta, Hemiptera, Aphididae. The transcript is spliced from 12 exons. The coding region runs from base 447 to 2555 and encodes 702 amino acids. Gene Ontology annotation, molecular function: protein binding.
AGCAUUUUUUGCUACCGUUUUUACACCAGUUUUUAGUAUUACAAUAUUUCUUUGUAGAGUUCUAACAUUACGAGGAGUAUCUGAUAAGUGAUAAGUUAUAGCAUAAUUAAUAGGCAAUAAACUAAAAUCAAAGAGACAAAGAGAGUGGUGACAAAAAUAUUAUUAUAAUAUUAUUACUGCGACCAAUGACGGGUUAAGCUGAGUGCGGCGGAGAUCGUUUCGGAGUUACGCGAAACUCAAGUCUUUUUUUUCAAAAUUUUCAUGAAAAUUACUUUGAAGAUUAGUAACGGCUAUAGUGGAGAAUUCAAGUGACACGCCAAUAUACUCAAUAAAUGGCAACGUUGCACGAUUUUCAGUGUUUUCACCUGAUCUGAAUCGGGCGCAAAUGGGUUGCGCCGCAGCCUACAUGCUACAUUACUUAAGUGUUAAAUAUAUCAGUAAACAAAAUGGACGACUUACAAAUUUCAACGUAUGAAAAUGAUUUAAAGUCAGCUGUACAAUUCAAUGAAUCUGAACCAAUACAUUAUACAAAUAGCUUUCACUCUGUUAAACUACUUGAAGAAUUACAAUCCCUACGCAAUAACAAAGAGUUAUGCGAUAUUACAUUGAAAACAGAUAAUGGUACAGUACUUGUUGGACAUAAAAAUGUUCUAGCAGCAGCUAGUAAAUAUUUUCGUGAUAUGUUUAGUAGUGUUGAUGAGAACAUCUGUAUUGUUAUUAUAAAGGAUUUAGAUUCCUCUGCCUUACAAAUAUUAAUAGAUUAUAUUUAUACUGGAAAAAUAAAAAUCACCAAUGAAGAUGUAAAGGUUUUGUUACCAGCUGCAAAUAUCCUACAGUUAGACUAUGUAGGUAGUGCAUGUGUUAAGUAUUUACAAACACAUAUUGAUACUUCAAAUUGUCUUAGUAUCAAAGAAUUUGCUGACUUGCAUAAAUGUACGGAAUUGAUGUCAAGUUCUGAAGCAUUCAUUAAUAAACAUUUUUUAGAAAUAGUUAAAAGCGAUGAGUUCAUAUUGUUAACUUGUGAAAAAGUGAUUGAACUGAUAUCCUGUAAUGAUAUUGCUGUUCCAUCUGAAGAAAAAAUAUUUGAAUGUGUUAUAAAUUGGAUAAAACAUGAUUUGAAUACUAGAGAAAAAUAUUUGCCACAGUUAAUGGAACAUGUACGUUUUCCAUUAUUAGCAUCAAACCUCAUGAUAUUCAAAAAUAUAAUUGAAGAACCUCUUUUUAAAAAUUGUCCUAAAUAUAAUGAUAUAGUAUCUGAAGUAUUUAAUUUCUAUUUACUUAAAUCGGUUCAGUAUUUCACUAUUCCACAAACAAUUCGCUGUAAACCUAGACAGUUUGGUAGUUCAAAAAAAAUUAUUCUACUGUUCAAUCAUUGUAUUAAAUCAUUAGAGUGUAGUACAGAAUGGUUUGACCCAGAAACCAAUCUGCGUAAAACUGCAACAAAAAUGAAUAAAUGUUGUGUGAAACCUAGUGUUGGCGUAUUUAGAGAUCAAUUUGUUUUUGCUAUGGGAGGUAUGAAUAAAUUAUGUUCUCAAUCUGUUAGUAUGCUUGAUGUAUCUUCAUUAUUACCUUGUUGGGUACCGAUGGCCGAUAUGUUAGUUAAUCGAAAAAACCUAGGAGUUGGUGUAUUAAAUGAUUGUAUAUAUGCUAUUGGUGGUUUUGAUAAUGAUGAAAGUGCUUUAAGUAAUGUAGAAGUUUUUGAUGUCAGUAUUCAAAAAUGGAGAAUGGUAACUAGUAUGAAUACUAAAAGAAAUGAUUUUGGUGUUGGUGUACUCAAUGAUCGUUUAUAUGCGGUAGGAGGUUAUGAUGGCUCACAUUUUUUGAAGUCUGUCGAAUGUUAUGAUCCCACACUUGACACAUGGACACCGGUUGGAGAUUUGUCUAUAUGUCGCAAUGGUGUUAGUAUAGGAGUCUUGAACGGUUUUAUGUAUGCUAUCGGUGGUAGUAAUAGUGGUAAUGUUGAAGGUAGUGUUGGUUGUAAUGGCGAUGGUAGUGAUGGUGGUAAUGACGAUAAUAGUGAUGGAAGGAAUGUCAAUUUUGUUAGCAGAAAUUGUGAUGUAUUAUUGAAUGAAUCAUUAGAACUUGAUACUAGUUUCUCUGGUGACUUACUUAACAAAUGGAAACCUGUUGAAGGUAUAUCUGAACGUUGUGAAAAUGUUAGUAUAGGAGACUUAAAUGACGUUAUGAUUGCUGUCGGUAGUAGUGAAAGUGGUGAUGACGAUGGUAAUGAUGGAGGGAAUGAUGAUAAUAGUGACGGUCACAAUUAUGAUGGUGGUAGUAGUUAUCUUAGAAGUGCGGAGAUUUAUAGACCAAGUGAUGGAUUAUGGUCUUCUAUUGCUGAUAUGAAUUUAGGUCGAUACAAACCUGGAGUAGUCGCAUUAGAUGGUUUAUUGUAUGUUUUUGGAGGAGUUAAAGAAUCAAAUUAUUUUACGAUGGAAGUGUACGACCCUAAUACCAAUACUUGGUCCAUGAAAAAGUUGUCUAAAAAUGACAAAGACUUUCAAAUAUAUAGCGGAGUAGUGGUUAAUAUACCACCAAAUUUUACAACUCAAUAGCAUUUAUACUAAAACAUUUAGUUAGUUAUACAUGUGUUUAUAACACAUUAUUGUGAUUUUAUUCUAUAUAGUUCAACAUACCAUCAUAUAUCUUAAUAUUUAAUUAAUUUAAA